Messenger RNA from Triplophysa dalaica, 2274 nucleotides. Its product is annotated as hatching enzyme 1.2-like. The transcript is spliced from 9 exons. The record is from RefSeq and is a predicted model, not a curated record. Gene Ontology annotation, biological process: proteolysis. Bases 1247 to 2074 code for a protein of 275 amino acids. Gene Ontology annotation, molecular function: zinc ion binding; metalloendopeptidase activity. Lineage: Eukaryota; Metazoa; Chordata; Actinopteri; Cypriniformes; Nemacheilidae.
CUGUUGACCUUGUGCAUAGGCAGCAGCUUUUGCCAGAGGGGAACUGGAAUCCCCUGGUUGGGCCUGGGUUCUCCUGAGGUUUUUUUUCUCGAUUGGAGUUUUGGGUUCCUCGCCCCCGUUUGCAUACUGUUUUGCACUAUUUGCCUGGCCGGGGGGCUGCUUUAGAAUUCAGAAGUUUUACAUAAUUAUUAUUGCAUAUGGGAAUUUAUAGUCUGUUUAAUAUUUGACCUGUGGUUCUCUCUCAUUUAUGUCAAAUGUGUGCUUUUACUGUGCGUGUGUGUUUGCGUGUGUGCGUCUAUGUCAAUGUGUGUAAGUAUGUAUGCAUAUUGUGUGUGUGGAGCAUUUGUAUGUCUGUCUUUUGUGUUUUCAAAUUUUUCUUGUUUUUACAGGUAUAUGACCUUAGUUGUUUUUCUUAUAGUCAAUGUGUCUCAUGUACAGCUUCUUUGUAACAAUUAAAAUUGUAAAAAGCGCUCUGUAAAUAAAGUUGAGUUGAAUUGUUUGCGUAGGCGUUGCAGCAAGCUUCUUUUUUUGGACUGCAUUCGCAAACCAAGAUAGAGAAGAAUACCAGUGGCUGCCAUCUCAGUUCAGCGGAUGUGUAUUUGCAGUGCGGGAACAUAAGAUCAGAUUCAUAUCCGUUCAGCUCAAACGCAUUCAUGUGGCCAAGUGUAAAUAGAUACGUUGUAACAAAUCGGAUAGCUAUCCGAUCAGAGAAUACGCAUGAAAUGACCAGGAGUAAGUAGCCUAAAGUCAGGCGGAUAUGCGCCAACUGUGUAGCGAGACUCACGCGACGAAAGUUACACAUUUGUUGGAAUCUCAAUGGUGAGCUGGCUGUCAGCGCACUGUCAUUUCAGCGCACUGUCAUUUGCGCACUUUUUUGGGCUUAUAUGUGUUACCUGGGAAUCGACCCACAAACUUUUGCGCUUUUUGCUUUUCCAUGCAUAUUUUUUGUUGUUUAUUUGAAUGAUACUCGUAUUCCAAUUAUUUUUGCAAAAUAAUUGAAUAUAAAAAGAUGAAACAUUUAGUGUUCAAUCUAUAUUGCUCUAUCAACAUCACUUUUUAUCACAUUACAGUAGUUUUUCAAGUCUGUCAGUGUCUUACAUUUUUUCCACAUAUGAGAAAACUUUAAUUUUGUAUGAUUUGUCAAUUCAUGAAGGCUGGUUUACAAAAAGGGAAGUUAAACGCCUCAAAAGACUAUAUAACACACAGUUAUAUUUAGCCCAACACAUUGUUUUGGGAAGCUCUCAUCAUGUACCUGCUAGUAAUGUACAUCUCUCUUCUGCUGAGCAUCGUUCCAGCUCAGAGUCGUUCUGUUGCGAAUUACUUCAGCAGGAUCUCUGAAGAGACUGAUGCCAGCACUGAACAAGAUGAUGAUCCAAUGUCAAGAAUAAUGGAGGAUAACAAACAUUCUGAACAAGGACCGGAGGAUCCUGUGAUCAUGUUUGGAGACAUUGCUGUAGCAACAGGGUUACAGAAUGCAGAUCCAUGCACAGCUAAGGGGUGCAAAUGGGAUAGAAGCAGAGACGGAAAAGUCUAUGUGCCCUACGUCAUCUCCAACCAGUACUCUCCGAAAGAAAAAGAGGUGAUUAAAACAGGCCUGAAAUCUUUCAAGAAUUCAACCUGCAUUCGAUUCGUUCCUCACAAUGCACAAAGGCACUUCAUCGACAUAAAGUCUGUUAGUGGCUGCUAUUCAUAUUUGGGACGUCAAGGUGGAGGCCAGGUAGUGUCUCUGGAACGCCCUGGGUGUAUUAGUCACAAAACUGUUCAGCAUGAGCUGCUUCAUGCUCUCGGGUUCCAUCACGAGCAGAACCGCAGUGACCGUGACAAACAUGUUAAAAUUAUUUCUAAAAACAUAAAACCUGGAAAGGAGCGCAAUUUUAAAAAAGUUCCCACCAACAAUCUGGCAACUCCCUAUGACUACAACUCUGUGAUGCACUAUCGAAGAUAUGCUUUCUCUGUGAACCAUAAGCCAACCAUCAUUCCCAUUCCAAACUCCAAUGCUGUAAUUGGUAAAGCUAGGAAAAUGAGCCGCAAUGACAUCCUAAGGGUUAAGAGGCUCUACUGCGCGUGUGAGUGAUGCUGGUCUACACGAAGAGGAUGUCUGGAGACCUGAUUUGAAAACCUGUUUCCUUUGUAUACUGUAAUACAAUGUCAAAAUUAUGUUGCAUCCUCUAUUUUAUAAAAAGUCUAGUGCUCGGUUUUUUUAUAUAGCGCUGGAGCACAUCCUACUUAUAACCAAAUGUCUGUGUGCAAUGAUUAAAAAACAAUGCAAGUUUA